Prunus armeniaca (apricot) is the source of this 420-nucleotide messenger RNA. NCBI's taxonomy places the organism in Eukaryota, Viridiplantae, Streptophyta, Magnoliopsida, Rosales, Rosaceae. The record is from the annotation of a GenBank genome assembly.
AUGGCUUCUUCUAAGGCAAUUGCAACCAUUGCUCUUCUUCUCUUCCUUAACCUUGUAUUUUUCACUACAGUGAGUUCAAAUCAUCAUGUUCCUAAUUGUCCACCACCACCAAAAACCCCAAAACACCCUCCUCCCUCAACCCCAAUCCCUCCAGCUAAAGCCUCUUGCCCUAAGGACACCCUUAAGCUAGGGGUAUGUGGUGAUUUGUUGAAUGGUUUGGUGCACCUUGUCGUGGGGACCCCACCAAAGACUCCUUGUUGUAGCCUUAUUGGGGGUCUUGCUGAUGUUGAAGCUGCUGUAUGCCUCUGCACUGCCAUUAAAGCCAACGUUUUGGGCAUCAAUCUUAAUGUGCCAGUCUCCUUAAGCUUGCUUUUGAAUUACUGUGGUAAGUCUGUCCCAACAGGCUUCCAAUGCGCCUAG